AUGGUCGGUGCGAGAACAAGCAGCAACACUAACUCCAGGAACCUAUCCUCGGAGCAAAUUGCAGCAAUGACCAAUGCCACCAUCCAGAAAAUCGAAAGCUCAAGUCCGCGGAACCGUCUUCGCGCCGGCACAACCGUGACCUAUCACGACACAACUUCGAUAGGUUACGGUUGGCUUCUUCCAGGUUGGGUUGCAGAAGAACGGCGAGUCCAAAGUGGAAGAGUAUAUAGGUACUACUACGAUCCACAUGGGUCGUUCUACGAGAGCCAACAAAAGGUGGUGGAGGCCUUGGAGCAGUUCUGGGGAGCAAUAUUAGAAUAA
Sphenostylis stenocarpa is the source of this 321-nucleotide messenger RNA. The record is from the annotation of a GenBank genome assembly. Lineage: Eukaryota; Viridiplantae; Streptophyta; Magnoliopsida; Fabales; Fabaceae.